AUGUUAAUGUUUGGUUUGAGAUCGCUAUCCGACUUUUGUAACCCCACCUCAAAAACGUACAAAGAAAAUGCAUUUGACGCGUUGGAUAGAGGUGCCGUGGAGUCUAUAAAGAACGCAGUAAUUAAUUACAAGGACGAUGAUGAUAUUCUGUUUUGCUCAAGUAGAGUACUCUUUGCUAUGUCGGAUUAUUGUUGCUCAGAGAAAGACACAGACGCAUUACAAAAGUUAAUUACAGAUGGUGGUGUGAACGCCGUAGUAGAAAUUAUCAAAACGGUACCCUCAGAUCAGGAUACAUUAAAAAAUUGUAUGCUCUUUAUUCAGAACAUGAAUGAUUCAAAUGUUCAAAUAGAGGGGGGAGAUCUGGGUGUUGCUUUACUAAAUGUAUUUACGUCCAACUCAUAUAAUGUGAAAUUGGGGAAUGCAAUCGUGUCAGCAUUGUCUGUUGCGGCUAAGUCAGCCUCGGGUGCAAAGAUCUUAAAUGCAGAGGGAGCACACCAUAAAUUAAUAGACCACUGUCUAUCAUUGCAAGCGGUAAAUGAUGAUACGGCUGAAAUUGUGGAGGGCGCAUUUGACGCUAUUAAAAAUUUGUCCUCAAACGGUUAUGUAGUUCCUACUAUAAUUGAAAAAUCCGUUGUCAUUUUGGACAAAUUUAAGUCGUACCCAAGAAUUGUUUCCAAAGGAAGUGAUGCUAUGAAAUGUGCUGUCGGUCCAGAACAACUAACCAACUGUUUGAACAUUUUAAAAACAUCAGCGCAGGGAUCAAAGGAGCAGGACUCAGCAUUGGAGUUACUGAGUUCUCUUUCGUAUAUCUCUUCCAUAACAGAUAAGGUAGUAGAAUCUGGAGGAAUUCCAGUACUUGUAGAAUUAAUCAAUAGUGGAUUACAACAGUAUGAAAGUAAUCCUGAGAAAAUAUCUAGAUUAGUAGCUGGGGCGUCUAGAAUGUUGGGAAGGAUUUCAAAUAAUCCCCCUCAUGCUGUUAUAGUGUAUGAGUAUGGAGGCAUUGCAACGCUUUGCACCGCGUUGUCCUACUUUCCCAAUGACGCCGAUUGCGCAAGUGCCGUGUGUAAUGCGCUAAUUCCAUUCGUGUCUCGAUCUAACUAUGUGAGUGAAAUAAAUAACUACUCAUUGUUCGCGUCUUUGUUUCCAAUAUUGUACGCGUCUUUGGAGUCCAUUGAGUUGGCCAAAGCGAGUAUGUCGUGCAUAGCCUCCGCUUCGAUGAUUAACGAGUUUCACGAACAAAUGGUAAACAAUCAGGCAAUUGAAAUUUUGUCCACUUGUAUCCAGUACCAUUUGAACGAGACGAAGUACCUCUUAAAUUGUUUUACGGCGUAUUUUAGAUUAUCUGAAUAUAUAACUACAGUGGAACCUAUUCAUCAGUACGGAGGGGUGACAGGAAUUGCCAAUGCGUUAUCCGCUGUGAGUAAUGAUAGUACCAUAUCGGAAAUUGGUCUAAAAUUGAUAAACAAAAUGCUGACCGCUUCGGACGCCUUGAACUAUUUGAGUAAUCAGCAGGUAGUAGAUGCGGUGUUGACGGUUAUGCUGGAAAAUGAAACGAAAGAAGUGAUCAUUCAGGAGGGAACCAAAAUUAUGGAGAAGUUAGCCACUGAAAGCGACUGUCAAAGGCAUAUAUCCAAUUUGGAGUCGAUAAUAAAUUUGGCUCAAUCUAACCCGGAAGCUGCGUAUAAAACGUUGGCCGCAAUUUCGGGAUUGUCUCGAAUUCAGUCGUUGAAAAGUAUACUAGAAUCCAAGGGAGCUGACAGUUCUAUAUAUAACGGCAUGAAGGUAUGGAUUGAAUCCCCCCGGUUUAAUGAACAACCCAAGUUAAUCAAAGCAGCGUUGAAGACGAUCAAGAUAUUGAGGCUGAAUGCGGCAAAUACAAUUCACGAGGUGAUCGCGUCUAUUGUUGAUGUGAUGUGUAUUUCUCAAGUGAAGAGACUUGCGGAGAUUGAAGAACCAGACGACAACAUUUUGAUUACGGCCUCGGAGUGUAUAAACUAUUUAACCGAAAUUAAUAAGAUAAAUAGUAAAGAAAUUGUGGAGGCCAGUUUAGAUAGUAUAUUCAAAUUGAUGAAGAAGUAUUCAGAGUCUCGUUUAACUCAGACAAAUCUACUUGGAGCGAUAAAUAACAUACUCCUCAGUAGCAAUGUAAUUGGGGCGGAUGUGUUGGUUAACAAGGGUUAUGUGAAGCAGAUUGUUAACUAUAUCCAUAAGGUGCCCAUGUACGUGGAUGUACAGAUAAUUGGAUUUAGCGUGUUGGGAAAUAUAUUAAAAAUUAGCCCUGAAUCGAUCGACGCGAUAAAGAAGGCCAACACGUUGGUUCCACUUCAGAAUUCUCUGCGGACUCAUGCGAAGAAUACUAAGCUGAAGACGACGUGUGCCCCUUUGCUGGCCAUGUUAAUGCCGUUAGACUCGCUGACGAAGGAAAUUGAGGAUCUUCUAAAACUGUGCAAUGAGGCCAUGAGCGAAAAUGACCUCAUCAAAUUGCACGAGUAUUUGAUUUCCCUGAACGAGUUACUACUAACCGCGGAAGCGAGUAAGAUAUCUUCUCGUUGUAAUGUCGGGGAGCACCUUAACAAUAUGGUUCAGUGGUUGAAGAAAAAUCCGACUAUUCAUAAAUCGACGGUAAAUAAGGACUACAGUAUUGUAGGACAAAGUUUGUAUGACGCAACGAUAUCGGAAAUUGCACAUGCCUGCACUAAUAUUUCGCAGACAAGAAUUGGAUUAGUGCAUCUGACGAAGAACGAUAUGACUUCCGCGCUGAUAGAAGCGUACAACCUUUUGCAGUUACCAGGAAAUGAUUACACGGAGGAGGCCGUUUCGAAUAUAUUAGAGUCUCUGAGUUUACUGCUCAAGCAUGAUAUUACCAAUGCAGAUAUAGGAUUUAACAAAGGCUUGGUUAAGAAGUUGUGUGCGGGCAUUAACUAUUUCUCCGAAUCGGACACCGUGAUUAAGAGCACGUUUGGAUGUUUGGCUUGCAUGUGCACGAGUGAAAAGCGCGUCAGCCAGUUGAUUAAGCACCCGGAAUAUGACAAGCUCAUAGCGCUGAUCGUAGACCUGAUAGGCAACUCGGAGAAAUUGAAGAACUCGAGGGGAAAUGCUAUAAAGGCCUUGUACGAGCUGCUGAAAACGGAGGAUGAACAGAUAAUAACAAAUAUAGCUAGCAUGACCCCAAUUGUGGACAACCUGUUUAAGAUCAUGGGAGAGUACCAAGCAGAUUUGCCCAUCGUUCAGGACAGCGCGAAAUGUCUAGCCAUCAUAGCAGAUCAUAUAAAUAUUCAAGAGAAGAUGAAGAUAGAUCAAUAUACAGCGAUAAAGAUUUUGCUAGAAACUUUGGGCAAAAAUAAGAAUGACGAAUUAACGGCUGAGGGUAUACUCACGGUUCUGAUCAAGCUAUGCGAUAGUAAUGACAAGAUGAAGCUGAGAGAAUUGGGUGCAGUGGAUGUCAUUUCGGACGUUACGAUGAUACACAGUGAGAAUGAGAAUAUCUCCAGGUUGGGAGGAGUUUUAUUUUCCUACAUGGGAGCAGAUGAACAGGUAAAGAAAUUGAUGAAAAUGAUCUUGAAUGUUAAAUCUAGUGACAACGAUUCAGUGCAGAAGAUAGACAACCUGAGUAGCAAGUUGGAGAUGUUUUUGAGGGCCCCUCUGGAGAACCCCUUAGAAGCGUUAGAAUAUACGGAGGCAACACUGCAGCAGCUGAAUGGAUAUUUGACUUCCCAGUUGGACAAUGCGUCUCUGCAGGCGAAUAUCGCAUUGGUGACAAAAAGGUUAGUAGAUCGUGUGAAGUAUGAUCAUGAGGAUCAGCUGGGCGCUUGGGCGGUUGCCUCAUCGGGGGUGUUAAAUCAGUACACGGACAUGAUUGCGAACAAGGUUGGAUUGGCUAAUAGUAAAUUUGUGUCUCCUGUGUAUAGUGUAUUGGCAGGAUGUGUAUUAAAUCCGUACACGAAGCAGCUGGUGUUGGAUAAGUUGGCCCCCAUACUGGACAACACGUAUGAAAUUUUGGAGGAGUAUAAGAACAAACCGUAUGCCGUGCAGGGCAUAUUUGAACUGCUCGAACAGGUGGCGAAGGAUGAAGAGGGUGCGAAACUGUUGUACAUGAAAUGGAAUGGUUCCAUGGGAAACUUAGUAGAUCAGACGCUGGCCAUCAUGAAUUUAAACAGAGCGAACGAUUGUGUAUUCAUACCGGGUAUCAAAUUAUUGGGUGCUAUCGCCGAAACGUCUAGCGCUUCUGGGUAUGUAAACGACAUGGACAAUGCGCGUAUUAUAGAGUCUUGUGGGAUGUUGCUAAACUUGGGUUCUAGCAAAGACAGGACAGUGGAAUUUAUCAAUUUUGUAGACACCAUGGUUGCGGCGAGUUUGUUAGACGAGAAGGCAGCCUCGGAAACGUUUAAGAAAAUUAGUUCUCUACUAUCGGAGGAGAAUCUGUCCAAUUAUACGGAUCAAGAUCGCGUAGAAAUUAUCAAGGCGUAUGCAAACUUGUUGAGGGACUCUGCAUCUACUGGGUUAUUUACGCAUAUUAGGCAGACGGACAAGACGGACGCCUUGAAUAACUUGGCUAGGCUGAUGGAGUAUGAGUCAUCUGAAGAAGUGAACGUAGCCAUUUUGGAAGCACUGAGUGAGAUAGCCACGUGUGACUCGUCCACCUCGCUGAAGAUAGUAACCUCUGCUUUACCAUCCAUUGUCCAGAGCAAUCAUGAGAAUUUAAUAAAUGACAACGCGACGGCGGAGAGCUUUAUCCAAACGUUGGAAAAAUUGGUCGUGAAGGAAGGUAUAGGGCGACAAAUCGCGAACAAUGAUGAAAUGUACAAACUGUUGGAGGAAUUGGAGGUGAGUCUAGAUGGGAAGAAGAAGGAAUUGGGAGAAGAAUACGUGGAUAACGUAAAAAUGAGAAUAUCGAACGUACGUACUGCUAUAAAUGAUGAUAUGCCGAAGGAAAAAACGUGCAAAGAUAUAUACGACAUGUUGACGGAGUUGAAGCUGAAGUCGAUGGAUAUUAACGUUCUGCAUGAGGCGUCGUUGGAGGAUGAUAUGAAUUAUGUCCUGGAGAGAUUGAAGGUGUACAAUAAGGACAACCUUUUACCGACAACCGAAGCUGGAACGGACAACUCGUACGGCUACAUGGCAAUAGAAAUAUUCUGUGAGAAUAGCGAUAAUGUGAAAGAGCUGGUGAAGAAAGGCUUCCAUACGAGUGCCUUCCAUUCGUUGAUCAAGCAGGCAAAUGAGAACGUAAAGCAUUAUUCGUGUCGUGCUUUAUGCGCUCUUACAAAGAAUCCAAUAGGCUUGGAGCAUGUAAUUAAGGAGAUAAAGGAUUAUCCAAAUCUGAUUAGCAAAUCGGUUGGCGAUCUUUGUAUGGAGAAAACCCUCGACAAGGAGGAUAAGGAAGACUUCCUCAUCAAUCGUGUUUUGCUAAUAGAUAGGACAGCGCAUAACAGAAAUGUGUACGAUCGAACGAAUGCGGUUAACCAUUUGAUAGAAAUAUGGAACCAGUACGAUCAUGGGGAUUACUCCGUUUCGUUGCUUCGCCAUGUAUUCCGAGCUAUGAGGAAAAUCGUGUCCGAUGCACAUGUGGAAAUGUUACUAAAAGCAGAUGUGUUGGUACGGCUGACGGGCAUUAUUGACAAUCCCGAAACGGACAAGAUUAUAUACCCAGAUGUGCUCUUCCUGAUAGGAAGUUUAUCCGUGGUGAAGGAGAUAAAAACGCAGAUCGGAGAAAUCAAGGGAAUAGAGGCUUGUGUGAAUUUGUUGCUGAGAUCGUUGAAUGUGGAGAAAAUGGAGCCGACCAUUACCAACUGCUGUUUGGCACUGGCGAAUAUGUGCAUAGACCAUAAAGCGAAUUCGAAAAUAUUUUGUGCACUGAAGGGUCCAGAGUUGAAUGUAAGAAUAUUGAGAGAGUAUCGCUCCAAUUUUGACGUAACGAAUGGUGCCUCCGUUUUGCUGUGCAAUAUUUUGUUCCGAAAUGAGGAUAUGAAGAGGACGUACGGGACGAAUGGCGCUCCGGCUGAGUUGGUUCAAUGUUUAAGAAGCUAUGAUGGAAGUGACAACAAGAACGCAGUGAGGUGUAUCGAAAGUUUAUUCAAGGCUAUAUCUAACUUAUCCCUAUAUACGGCGAAUGUGAGAUAUUUCCUGGACGCACAGAUUGAGAUAUCGUACCAAUCCUGGUUGAACAAGCUGAAUGAGUCUUUCCCAGAUGCUGAGUUGGAAACGGGUUUGCGUACCUUAUCCAAUUUGGUUAUGGAAAAUGAAGAGAGGAACAUGAAGAAUUUUGGCGUCACAUUAAUUCCCGUGUUAAAUGUUUUGAAGCAGAAUAGGGAAAACACCAAGGUCAUAUUUUUUCUAUUAGACAUUUUGUGCUCCCUCUGUAGGCACCCUGAGAAUGCCAAAAUGUUUUCCGAAAAUGACGGUAUUGCCACUACCAUAAAUGUAAUCCAACUGUACGAUUAUGAUAUUAGUCUGUUAACCUUGGCCAUUCACCUGUUGAGCAAUCAGUGCAAGAUUGAGUCUAGUUUACCCCUGUUGGUGAAGUCUGACACGUUUGGUAUUUUAAUUAGUUGUAUUGAAGCCGAGACUGAAGAAUUUGAGAUAACCGAAUUGGUGGUAUCCUCGCUGAGGUGUAUAAGACGUUUAAUCCAGUCGGAGGAAUUGGCCUACGAAUUUUGCAACUGUGGUGGUGUGCCUUCCAUAGCGAAUUUGAUAUGCAAUUCCGUGAAGAAGUCUAUCGUUAUGCUGGAAGCGUUACGUGUGUUGCUUUGCAUUCUUUACUACACGCAAAAUGUGGAAGGUGUUACGAAUGAAUACCCAGAGGAGGAAGAAGAAUUGUAUAACGCUAAGUUGGGUGGUUGGUAUAACAUUAGUAUGGAUAAAGAAAUGAUCGAUACGAUUAUCCAAUCUGUGUUAACCUGUGCAAAUGACAACAAUCAUCAGAAGCAGCUCCGCUUGCAGAAGGUUUCCCUAGGACUGUUGGCCUACUUUGCAUACCAUAGGUUGGGAAUAAUAUCCAUGACUGCAUCAGGAUUUGAUAAUUUAACGAGGGAAAAUUUAAAUAACUUUGGUGGGGACGCUGUAAUCAUGCAGUUGUUAUCCAUAUGUAUUGACAACAUUGCGAUGUAUUCAGCUGAGGUGUAUGACAUGACUGUGUCUAGGGAUAUUAUAAAAGCGUUCAAGGCGUCCGUCGGGAAGAUGAGUAACAAGAAGGAAGACAAGGCAAUCGUGCAGAAGGUUGAACUGACCUUAGAAGCGAUGAACUCUGCGGAGGAUCCUCUCGAUGCAUUUAAGGAUACGUUAUUAAUAUUCGAUUUUAGUUUAUCCGAAUUUGAUAAAGAUCCAUACGUCAACGGGGUUCAUGAUCUCUCGGCAAACAUAAAGGACUCAUUACGUAAAGGAGGGGUGAACAAAAUAUAUCACAACAGCGAUAUUAGGAAGCCAUUUAAGUGGAAGGCCAGUCAGGAUCUCGCUACCUUAGAAUGGACCGUUGGGGAAGACACGGAACACAUAUUUAAAAUUUCUGUGGUGCGUAUUAAGAACAUAUCUAAGGGGUUAACGCACCCGUUGCUGAAGGGGGCUAACAAGAGGGAGCCCCGAAAAGUCAAUGCGAAGGUAACGUUAUGCAUUUAUGGUCCCCCCACGGAGGACUUCCCCGAGGGGUUGGAGUUGCCCAUUAAGACCAAGACGCAGAAGGAGCGGGACGCCUUCGUGGACCUCCUCGUCCUGUGGCGUGACGCAGCCAGCUACAACUAUUAA
Molecule: messenger RNA, 7734 nt
Organism: Plasmodium coatneyi
Lineage: Eukaryota; Apicomplexa; Aconoidasida; Haemosporida; Plasmodiidae
Exons: 1
Coding region: 1-7734 (2577 amino acids)
Molecular function (GO): protein binding
Source: RefSeq, a predicted model, not a curated record